AUGGGCGGCACAUCCGUGUCCCUCUCUCUGCCGUCCCCCACCCCUCUGCCGUUUCCCCCUAUCCCCCCCCCCCCCCCACCUCCCGGGCCCCCUUAUCUGCCGUCCCCCACCCCUCUGCCAUUCCCCCCUAUUUCCCGCCCCCCCCAUCCCCCGGCCCCCCCUUAUCUGCCGUCCCCCCCCUCUGGUAGCACCCCUAGCAGCACCACCAAGAAAGUAAGGCUGCUCUUAUCACGUGGCUUUUCCACCUCCUCUUCACCAGUGCGGCCCACCCAGCACAGCUUUCAGCCUUCCCCUUUUCUGUACUACCCCCCCCCCCCUCUUCUUUCCCCCACCCCUGUCUGCCCCCACAUUGGCGGCACCCCUAGCAGCACCACCGAGAAAGUAAGGCCGCUCUUCCACCUCCUCUUCACCAGUGCGGCCCACCCAACACAGGAUAAUAGUGGUGUUCUGAGGCGUCUCAAAACAUCACUUGUAUCACGUGGCUCGUCCACCUCCUCUUCACCAGUGCGGCCCACCCAACACAGGAUAAUAGUGGUGUUCUGA
Molecule: messenger RNA, 543 nt
Organism: Closterium sp. Naga37s-1
Lineage: Eukaryota; Viridiplantae; Streptophyta; Zygnematophyceae; Desmidiales; Closteriaceae
Source: the annotation of a GenBank genome assembly